Molecule: messenger RNA, 2346 nt
Organism: Symbiodinium sp. CCMP2592
Lineage: Eukaryota; Dinophyceae; Suessiales; Symbiodiniaceae
Source: the annotation of a GenBank genome assembly
AUGGUAUCGGCCACUCGGGGCCGCAAACGCUGCUUCACCAUCUGCGGCCUUUGGAUGACCCGCAGCGUUCAGCUGCUCCCGACGAUGCAGAUGCCGUUGCACGCUUACAUCGGGCACGACCUUCAGAGCGACAGAGAGGCCGCAUGGGCGCUAGCUCCGGGAUGCCUAGAUAUGGAUGCCUGGGACAGUGUCGCCGUGACACUCUUUCAGCAUCUUGGCCUAGUACUUGUCCUUCUAAGCGCGAUCACAGCCAUGCGUAAGCAACAGAAUCCAAGGUACCUCGUCUCUUGCGUGAGCGGCAACUGGCUCUCUGCCGUCUUCACCCCGCCUCAGCUCUUGGAGAACGGGCUCACCGGCUUUUUCUGGCUGUUGCUCGAAGUCAUGGCAGCACGGCAGGCUGGUGGUAGCAACUGGCAGAACCAGUUCCUGGCCAGGGCAACGGUGCGAAACAGCCUCUUUUGCUGUGCUAACAUGAUCGAGUGGGUAUGCCGAUACCCGAACUCCGACGGCAGCUUGGCCUUUGCUCCCACGAAAAACACCGAGCAGGUCGUGGAGUACUGGUUCGGCCAGGUAAAGAGAGCUGUUGGACACAAUGUGCCGUCGCUCAAGGCGUUCGUGCUGGCUGCUGAACGACUUCACUGGUCUCAGAAGCAUCGCGGCCUCCAGCUGCCGUCAAAGACUGUUACCUGGAGCGGCCAGAACCUGAGUGCCGGCGAGGUGAGCCAGAUCGCGACCCGUGCUCUUGCUGCGGCCACCACUUUGCGGGCCGUCGCGGCCGUGCAGGACUCGCCAGACGCCGUGUCCGCCGCUUUGGAAGCCUGGUUCGAGGAGGAGGGCUCUGCGAUGUUCUUCGCAGGGUGCACUCCGGACAUGGCGGAUAACAAUGUGGACCCCUUCGCCGAAGAGGCAUCCGAGGAGGAGGACGAGAAUGACAAGGUGGCAUCUACUCAGGCCGGCAGCAUCCAGCACGGCAUUCGCAUGUUGGAGCGCGAGGCUGUCAUCGAGCAGUCUUUGUUGGAGGACAUGCAGUCGCCGCCCAAGCCCGAGCAGGCUGCAGCUGCGACAGAGACGACAACGGAGGCUGUGGUUGCAGAGACUUUGGCACCGGCAGAGCCUGCGACCUUGUGGCAGAUGCUGGUUGCAUGUGGCUUCCACACGUACAAGCCCGCUGCGGACGGCACGCCCGAGGCAGCCGUGGAGAGACUUCGCAAGCUGCAGCCUCUGAUGGUGGCACUUCUGGAAAAGGUGCGAACCAGCGAGGGCUUCUUGUCUGAGAAUGCCGUGCUGGGCGAUCGAAAUCCUCGGCGCCUCAAUGCAUUCCAGGAUAUGCAAGCACAGCUGGCUCAGGCACGUCGUGCUUGGGGCCUCGCCGGGAGGAGGACAAGCAGAGCUGAUGCCUGGAGGAGCUACGCUGGACUGGUUGCGGACAAGGUCCAGGAGGUUGCUCCGGAAGCUGCUUCCGUCGUGGAUGUCUAUCGUCCCAGCUUUAUCUUGAGCCAGUCGGCUCGCAACAGCAUAGAUUGUGACUCUGGGACCCGUGACUAUCAAUUCAUCGUGGUGCGAGAGCAUGUGCUUGGCGAGCCUAUGGUUUGCCUUGUGGAAGAGGUGUUCCGCCUGUCGAUGCGACGGGACAAGAAAGUCCCUGGCAGCAAGCCGUUUCCGGCUGCACUUCCGCAGGACUUCUGUGGAGGAGUGCACGUGCGAGUCAUGGAGCCCUUUCAAGAAGGAGUCUUCAAGACGACCCUGCUGCACAAGCGGAUGACAUUGGAGUGCCACAGCCUCGACUGCUCCGCCCCGCAAAUCUUGUAUCAGAUCCCGGCAUCUCAGUGCAGGGCGGGUGCGGACCCUUACAAGCUGGUGCUCAAGCUAACAUCGGCAGCCGUGAAAGCUCUGAAGGCUGCUGAGGGCUUGGACUUCAAGAUGGAGGCCACGGAGGAUGCCCGCGAAGAAGGCAUGAUCUACACGGCAGACAUGUUCGGACCCUCUGCAAAGGGAGCUUUGGCCAUCAAAAGCUACAUGCGAGAGAUGAAGAAGAUGUAUGAGAAGACGUCUGGACAGCCGCUGGCGGACGCCCAGGGCAGGGUCACGGCGAUGCGAUCCUCGUCGUUUCCUGUCCCUGGAGUUUGGGAUGAGAUAGUGCAGCGAUGCCCGUUGUACUUCGAGCUUUUGCUUUCCACCAAGGAUCUGCAUGGAAAAUCUGUCGCGGCAAACGCCAAGGAUUACAGCAUGCGGAUUUACAGGAUCUUCCAGGAAACAGCGCCCACCAAGCUUCGGGGCACUCAGGCUUUUUUGACUUUCCUAAGAAAGCUCAACGACAAAGCUCCGGCAGCGCUGCCGACAGCCUGA